Hymenoscyphus albidus is the source of this 2918-nucleotide messenger RNA. Lineage: Eukaryota; Fungi; Ascomycota; Leotiomycetes; Helotiales; Helotiaceae. The record is from the annotation of a GenBank genome assembly.
CCAACAUCGAGUCUGUUCUGCAAUUGAAUUUUUCGUGUGCUCCCAAUGAUCCCGAAUGUCUUUUGUAAUUGAUGGUGAUCCUUGACUGCUGAUUUCUCCCCUACCUUUCCGAUUUCUCCCAUUGACUUUCUGAACGGCCUUUACCUGCAGCCGUCGGCCAUCGUGGGUCUAGGUCUACCCCGUAUCGUGUCGUAUCGCUGGAAGCUGAGCUGUGCGGUCGCCCCGGCAUCCAGGUCGUCGUCAAUACAGCCCAACCACCACGCAAACAAGGCUGCCACUACACUGCACUGCACUGCACUACCAGUAUUCAAUCUGGCUCCUGAAAUUCCCAUUCCCAUGUCCCAUUGCCCCUUAACAACUCGACCUCAGACUUGUAACCAAAUUGAACCCCGCCAAUCCGAUCUUCGUCUUCCCGGUACGAGCGUGAGCACGAACACCGACGACGUCAGAAUAGCUCUAUUUAUAUUAGAGUUAGGGGUCAAGGCAUCAGACCUGAGACGGGACGAACCUCUACCUCCAACGGAGCUAUUCGAAUGAUAUGACCGCUGGGUCCAAUUGCCACAUUCCUCGCUUCUAAUCGAUUAUCGACCAACACACUCGCUACUCAACCAAGUUUAUAAUGUAUGUGUCGGGAGCGGAACGGCGGCAAGAAGCUACACCAACUACACCAUCAGAGGCGGGGAACAGCAACACCAACAGCAAUGGGCCAACAACAGAUGCAGCAUUCACCCUCAGCCCAACGUCGACCGACCUUGGGUCGUUGUCUACGGCUUCAGUACAGACGGCUGAACCAGAGCCCACCAAGGCGCAUGCCUCCGAUUCGAGUGAUUCAGACAGUCAAGCUAUGACGAUUGCUCCGGUGAGUUCAUUCUAGGUCCAACACUAUCAAUUUGGUGUAACCAAGCAUCCAAUGUGCAAACUAGUCUAAUAGAAGAUUUACAGGUCCUCAUUGGCAUACUUGCAGCUAUUCUCGCCCUAAUAUUUGCAUACUUCCUCAUUCGCCGUGCCCGAUUAAAGCACAAGAAUCCGAAAUAUGUUCCAACCCCAUAUCUCAAGAACGCCUGGAAGAAAUGGGACCCGCAAUCGUCCAGGACACGUCGGCGAUUGCCAGAUAGAAACGAGCACCUCGAAUCCGUAUUGAAUAAUGGAUCUUUGAGAGGUGGUGGACCUCCUUCGACAUUCAAUUCAGCUGCGCGCACAGCCGGAGGGGUGGAUAGAAAUACUUCCGUGAGAUCAGUCAUGACUUUACCAGCAUACAACCCGAAUCCACAUCAUAGUGAACAAGUGCUGGGGCGAGAAGGAGAGCGUGGGGGUAUAGAUACGGUAGUCGAAUUUCCCGAGACAGUGGAUGAUGAGGAGCGCUUGAGAGAAGAAGAAAUGGAGGCCCUCUAUCAAGUAAGACUUGCAAGAAGACGAGAUAACGAGGAACGAGAAGAACGUCGGAGACUAAGGCGGGAAGCGAGAGAGCGGGGAGAUCAUGUUGCGCUACGAGAGCUGCAAGAAAGUGCAAGAACUGGUUCAGCUACCAGUCAUAACGGGCGAACUGUGGAGGAAUUACGAGCUGAGCACGAACGAAUAAAGAAUGAACGUGCGAAAGCAGUGUCUGCGGUGGCAUACGGAGACUUGGGAGUUGCAAGACAUGAUGGAACGAGGUUACGGGCAAAUAGUAUUGAGAGUGAAAGGGAAGGGCUACUUGGUGAUGUUGCAAGUAUUGCAGCGAGCAGCCAUUAUCAUCGAAGAGAGCGAAGCGCAAGUUCAGUUAUCAGUCUGGAUACUACGAACAAUGAAUUCGCAUCCCCCGGAUUACCACGACCGCGAUCGAAUUCGAGACCAGACAGUCCGUUUGCACAAGUAAGAAGACCGAGUCGUGAUGGAAGUAUAGCGCACGAGGGAAGAGCUGGCAGCAGUCCCGAGAUGAUCGAACACGAUGACAUCCCUCCAAGCAGUCCCCCAGAAUACGAGAACAUUCCUCUGGAAACCACACCAUCUGAAUCUCCCAACGAACCCCCGCCAGAUUACACCAGUCCCAUAACUGCAAGCGGAGAACACAGAUCAAUGUUUGAAGCGAGCGAUAGUCACGGAAGUCCCACAAAUGCCCAAGAAAGAAGGACCAGUACAUCGAGUGCGCAAGAAAGAAGAGCCAGCAGCUCGAGUAAACCAAUCCUGUCAUCUCCCGAGCGUUCCCUGCAAGAAGAACGACCAGGCUCGUCCUCACGGGGAGUAGGCGGUGUCCCCCAACUCCCAAGUCUGAGACUCGCCAAGCUUCCGUCCAUCCAAAUCGAUCCCUCAAGCCCGACGGUAGAGACGAUACAAGAGGAAGCUACAGCUCCGACCAGCCACCCUCGAUGAUUCUGGAUCUAGAUACCAGACCAUAAAUAACGACAUGAACAUUUUUGGAUCGAACUGUCGAACAUCUAUUUUGGUCUAUGAUUUAUGACGCUUUUUUCUGUGGGUAUUAUAUAAGAGGAUGAUGGGAGGAUAUAUAUGAUCUGAUUUUUUUUUUCUAUACUGCUUUAAAAAUCGUUUUUGCUGCAUUGUUGGGCGAGAUGUAUUUAUGACGUAAUACCCUCUUUUGUCUUUUUUUAUUGGUUUCGCUCUCUUUUUUUGCUCUUGGAUAUACGGUAUUUAUAUUGUGUAAUGGAUGGGCGGGCGUUUUUGGCGUUGCUGGAGUUGAGUGGUGAUUUCCUGGUUUGUAUAUAAGAUGGAUAAUGAAGGUGGGUGGGGAGAUUGUGAGGUUCAGAGAAAGAAAGGAUGGAUGAGUGGUGGUAUUAAUUAUUGAUUUAUAUUGAUAUUAUCAAUUAUUACUCGGUAGUUGGAUAUUUGAAAUGACAAGGUGGAGUUAUAUUUAUACUUAUACUUAUACUUUGUAGUUCUUACUGUAAUGCCUGUUGGCGUGUUAGUACGGAAUUGAAGAAGGC